UAAUAAUCUCCGAUCUCCAAAAAGUCUUUCUUCAUAUCUGCUUUGUCUGUCCAAUAAUUUAAAGAAAGCUGCAAUUUUUUCAUCCCUUUCUUAAUUGUCACCAUUACACCACUUCAAAUAAACACAACCCAUUACUCUUAUUAUUGGAUCCAUCCCGAAGAGAGAGAGAGAGAGAGAGAGAGAUUAAUUAGACACGUGAAGUUUUCUUUAAGUUAAAGAAUAUAUGGGUAAAGUUUUGGGAACAGUCAUCGGAGGUGAGGAAGAAGAAGAGUAGCGCCGGCGGACGGACUUAUGGAUUGUGGGUCUUGCCGAUUCCACUCCGGGAACAAAUGGCUGGCUUCUUUUCACUAGGUGGAGGAAGAGGGAGAGACGCCGGUGGUGAUCACAGCAACGCCGCCGGGCAACCACAGAGCAGCGGGAAUAACAACCGCCACAGCGCCGCCGCCGCGCAUAUCAGCCCGGAGAGUUGGUUCCUGCUCCGGAAUGAUCAGGAUAUACCUCCGGCGUACAAGGGAUUCGAGCUAUGGCAAGAUCAGCCCUCCAUCCGCCACCACCAGCACCAGCACCAAAUCUCCCACCUCCAGGAUCUGUACUCCUCCGCCGCGGCCGCCGCCGGCCUGAGCCGGAACGCGGGCGGAGUACUCAACGCCUCCACCUCCGCGGUGCCCGCCGCGGAAGAGACAUCCAGAUCGGCCGCGGCGCUUGUCAUGAUGAGCGGCUCCGGCGGGAUCAGCUGCCAGGACUGCGGCAACCAGGCCAAGAAAGACUGCUCGCACAUGCGCUGCCGCACUUGCUGCCGGAGCCGGGGUUUCCAGUGCAACACCCACGUGAAAAGCACGUGGGUCCCGGCGGCAAAGCGCCGGGAACGGCAGCUCCUAAACCAGCAACAUCAACAGCUCUCCUCCUCCUCCACCGCCUCGCAGAGCCAGGACACCCUCCAGCUCCGCGGCGGCGGAACCGGCCGAGAAACACCCAAAAGGCAUAGAGACGAUCCCAACGCUUCCUCCCGUUUGCCCUCCGCCAUUUCCGGGCUAGAAAUGGGGAAUUUUCCGGCGAAAGUGAGCCUAAACGCGGCGUUCCACUGCGUCCGGAUGAGGUCGAUCGACGACUCGGAGGACCAAUGCGCCUACCGAGCCGCGGUGAACAUCGGGGGCCAUGUUUUCAAGGGAAUCCUAUACGACCAAGGGCCCGAGAGCCGGUACAUGGCGGCGGGGGAGAGCUCGUCUGGAGGCAGUGCGGGCGGGGCCCACACUGCACAACAGAAUUUGCUGUCCUCAGGUGGUGGUGGGUGUACAGCAGCCACCGCCACCUCAGGCAGCGCCAGCGGAGGAGGAGAGGGACACGCGCCGUUGUACGACCCGUCGCUGUUCUCCUCGUCGGCCCCACUUUGCAGUUUCAUGGCUGGUACGCAAUUCUUCCCACCUCCAAGAUCUUGAUGAUGAUGACUGUCAUUGCCAAUGUUCUUGUUUGGUCAUCAUCCGAUCUUACAUUCUUUAUUAUCCCAACACAUAUAUGUGAAUUUAUUGUUAGGGCUUUGGUGGUCUCUUGAGGGGUUUCUUUCAAUUAUAUGUUUUAAAUGUUACUUCAUAUUUAUAGCUCAAAAAUGUUAUUGUUAUUUUUAUUUCUCUGUGAUAUAUACAGUUGCAUAUAAACUGUUCUUGUACCC
Messenger RNA from Cuscuta campestris, 1666 nucleotides. Lineage: Eukaryota; Viridiplantae; Streptophyta; Magnoliopsida; Solanales; Convolvulaceae. The record is from the annotation of a GenBank genome assembly.